GCACUUUAAUAUCAAAACACAUUCAACAAACUUUUGAAUUGUAUUGUCUUAAAAAUCCCAAAAAUAAGGUAUGAAAUUUGGUUGAGAGGUCCAAUCAAUGUGUAUAUGUGCAAAAGCAACAUUCUAAUCUUGUUCACAAAAGUUACUAAUAAACAGCAGGAAUGUCAAUGAUCAAAACUGGACGAAUAUACAGUUAUCCUCACUUUAAUGUCAUUUAUAAUUUGUCCUUGAAUUCUCCACCAUACUUUUCAUAAUUCUGUUUGCACGAGUUGCACGAAAAUGCUGUCAUUCACGUAAAAAACGGGGUCAAAUAAGUUGUAAAUGCAAUAUCAUCUAAACAUAAUUAAUGGAUUAUGCAGUUCAAGAUAAACUUUAUAUCAUAACGUAACGAACAUGUAUAAUGUUGUAACAACAACUUUACUUACACUGAUUUAAGUAGCAGUCGGUUUAUAAGUGACUUUAUUGAUUCAUUUUGUGUUUUGUUAUUGUUGUCAAAAAGUAUAACGGAAGUGCCUCACAACUGAAGCGGAAACCAGUUUGAUGCGCAAAGUAGUCCACUACACAAGAAAGUGGGAUCUAGAGAUGGAGGUGAAAGGUCAGUGGCCGGCUGCAAGGUCAUUUCACACAACAGGUGUUGGUAAAAGAGUAGUUGUUAUGGGAGGCAGGGAACAGAAUAAUAAUCAUCUUGCUGACUUCCAUAUAUUUGAUACUGAAACUAAGGAGUGGUUACAACCCAGUGUGUCUGGGGAUAUACCUAAGCAAGGGGACAACACUCUGGUGCAGUUGUUGGAGACCAGCUUGUACUGUAUGGUGGAUCCUCAGAAUUUAAUCCAGAAAUAAUGAUGUGCAUCAAUAUAUAGGAUAUAAUGGCAGAUGGAAAAGCGCAAUCCUAGUUCUAGAGAACUUAUAAAUUACAUGGAGAUUAAUUAAACAUGUCCGGGAAAUGUUUUAGUUGCUAUAGUAUUGCAGUCUGAAUUUUCAGUUAAAAUCCCAGCACUUCAAAUAAUAUUUUGAGGUGAGACAGCCUAAACUUUCACUCUGAUUUGUUAUCGGGCCAGUUAUGACCCAGUAAUAUUAACAAAAUGACUGUGAACUGGAAGAUGCCCGUCAGAAUAUCUAACUUGCACAGUAAUGUUGUUUAAGCUCUCCAACUUCAUUUUAUUGGGUUUGUAUAGGGUUUAACGAUAUUUUUUAACAAUAUUUCAGUUAUGUAACGGUGGCAUUUACCAAACAGUUUUCCUGGAUUCUGUACCAGUACAAACCUGUCUCCGCAAGUAACUGUUAGCUUUCCCACAUGAAUCCGAGGUGAUGGACAAACAAUUUCAAUGUCUAGUAUCAAAUUGUCAUGGAGAACAUACGCCUCUCCUGGGGAUCUAAAUCAAGACCCCACAAUCCACAGAUCUGCGCUCUCCCUAUUGAUCUAAGUGGGCGGGUCCAAUCCAACUUCAGUUCAACAGGUUAUGCUUAGAAAUAUCAGUGGAUAAAAACUAAAAGAAUCCAACAGUUGGUAAUUUAUUCACUGAAACAGUAAAAACUUAUUUUAUUCAUCUUUAAACUUGUUCAGUCAUACAGAACUACAGAAAUGUUACCGGAACUUUAAUGUAACAAUUGUACAUGCA
This is a messenger RNA of Mercenaria mercenaria, 1619 nucleotides long. RefSeq lists its product as uncharacterized. Gene Ontology annotation, molecular function: protein binding. The record is from RefSeq and is a predicted model, not a curated record. The transcript has 3 exons. The coding region runs from base 541 to 840 and encodes 99 amino acids. NCBI's taxonomy places the organism in Eukaryota, Metazoa, Mollusca, Bivalvia, Venerida, Veneridae.